UGCAGAAAGAUCAAUAUUGAAACAAGUCCAGCCCCCUUACUGCACCAAAUGACAAUCAGUUGACUCUGUUACACCUGAUCACACUAAACAAACCAUGUUUGCCGGGUAUAUGUUGAGGAAGCAGCACAAAAGCACAGUUCAGUCGGCAAACCAUUCUUAGCCAUCUCACAGUACGUGAUCUUCAUGGUACCGAUCGAUCAAGUUCCUCCACUGUGUUGGAGCAGACAUGAAGUAUAAUUUGUGCUGCAUGGGAAAUUGCCAACAUCAGAUGCUGGAGACACCAAAAAACAGAAUGUUAUAUGUGUAACUGCUUGACUUUCUUAUGGAUACUGAUGGUACAUGCACUGAAGCAUGUCUGCAAUCUCUUGAAUGACACAUGCUUUUAUGCCAAAACAAAAAGUAAUCUUGAAUCAGAAUUUCCAUUUAUUGACCAAAACAGGGGAAAAAAAUAACAUUUGAGAUGAAUCUACCCUGUUUCUGUCUACUCUUCCAGCAACCAUGGAAACUACGUCCAAUGCACAAAUGACUACUACUUCAAACUCUACAGCAGAAGCUACGACUGUCUCAACACCAUUUGCAAUCUUUGUCAAGAUUUUGAUGGAAACUACACCACAGGAAGCAGAAAUAAAUACAUCCUCCAACUCAACCACAGAGGGUGUCGUUUAUCCAACUGCAUCAACACCAUUUGCAAUUCUUGCCAAGACUUUGAUGGUCAUUGCCAUCAUUCCUAACCUCUUUCUGAAUCCACUGAUGCUUGUCACCUUACGUCGUGUCACCAGCAUCCAGCCAACAACCAAAAUAUUCAUGGCUUCUCUCACCCUGUGUGAUCUGUGCAGAAACUUGUGGGGGAUCCUAAUCCUAACAUCAUUGCUUGCUGACACUUGGCUGUUGGGAUCUUUUCUUUGUGCAGCAAAUCAGGUGAUGCUAUUCCUCUUUACUGCGCUCAGUGUUAGUAUGCUUCUUCUUCUCACUGUGGAUCGUUACAUUGCUGUUUCCCAUCCUCUGCGGUAUCCCUCCAUAAUGACCGUGUUCAAAUCAAAGAUAAUUGUAUGUAGCACAUGGGCUACAAUCAUCGUAUCCUCCAUUCUGAUAAAUGGGUUUAAUCCUUUUUAUACUACAUUGGUUAUUGGUCAUAACAAGAGACUUUGUGUAGCAGAGACAUAUGACUGGAGAGUAUAUCUAAUUCUUGUAUUGGUGGUGCUUCAGCUACUGACCAUAUUCAUCCUGUAUGCACGCAUCGCCAUGAUAGCUCGCAAUCAAGCCCGACGCAUUGCUGCUGAAAACCAAGCAGGCAAUGGUCAAGGUGGGCAGAGAAUAAACACCAGAUCAACCACCACCAUCAUCAUCAUAACAGGGACUGUAAUCAUCACCUGGAUUCCUACACUAAUAAGGUUGGCAAUAGCUUCACAAAACCAAUGGGAGCCUUAUGUCAAUUACUUGGCCUAUAUUUCAACAGAAGCCAUGCUGUUGUCCAAUGGCUGGAUGAAUGUAAUUAUUUACUACCUGAGGAACAAGGACCUUCGCCAGGCACUGUUAGGAUUACUAACUGACUGGCGCCAAAGACUGUCCCAAAGAUUCUGA
Molecule: messenger RNA, 1581 nt
Organism: Patiria miniata (bat star)
Lineage: Eukaryota; Metazoa; Echinodermata; Asteroidea; Valvatida; Asterinidae
Product: beta-2 adrenergic receptor-like
Exons: 1
Coding region: 499-1581 (360 amino acids)
Biological process (GO): G protein-coupled receptor signaling pathway
Cellular component (GO): membrane
Molecular function (GO): G protein-coupled receptor activity
Source: RefSeq, a predicted model, not a curated record